This is a messenger RNA of Cuscuta europaea, 1702 nucleotides long. The record is from the annotation of a GenBank genome assembly. Lineage: Eukaryota; Viridiplantae; Streptophyta; Magnoliopsida; Solanales; Convolvulaceae.
GCUUCCAUUGCACUCAUUUUACAGUAUUCGCUAUUCAUUCAUAUAUUAAUUUUGAGAGUUUCAUCGCUGGUUUCUUCUUCAAUACGUUCCCCUUUCAAUUCAUUCAGGAGAAAGGUCAAGUCGUGAAGCAAAACCAGAUUGAAAAGUACAAUCAAGACAUUGAUGAAUGUAAUAGAAGUUGAGAAAGGCUCUAAAUCCGUCAUAUGCAUCAAAAAAGACAACAAUUGGAAAACAAGAAAAGAAGAGGUAGUGUAAGUGCUAAAAGAACAAAUGUAUUAAAGAGGAGAUAUGUUAGUGUUAUUUUUGGAACAAUUUUUGGCUUCUUAAUUGGAGUGACAUUUCCUCCACUUUCAUUAAUCAAGCCAUUUGUUAAAGACUCUCUCAAUGCGGGUUCUAUUGCAGAUAGAACCGACUUGAUAACUAAUCAAAAUGUUCAGUAUUCUACAAAGAUUUGGGCUUCAUCAAACCCUAGGGGAGCAGAGAGGUUGCCUCCAAAACUUGUUGUCUCUGAGUCAGACUUGUUUCGUCGUCGAUUAUGUGGUGAACCAAGCGAGGACCUAGUUACUAGACCAAAGUAUUUGGCAGCAAUAAGUGUUGGUUAUAAGCAGAAGAAUAAUGUUGAUGAUAUUGUUAAAAAGUUUUCAAAAAAUUUUACUAUUCUUCUGUUUCACUAUGAUGACCAUACAACUGAAUGGGAUGAGUUUGAAUGGUCUAAGCUGGCAAUCCAUGUUACAGUGACUAAGCAAACAAAAUGGUGGUACGCAAAAAGAUUUCUACAUCCAGACAUUGUCUCUCCAUAUGAAUACAUUUUUAUAUGGGAUGAAGAUCUAGGCAUUGAGAAGUUUGAUGCUGAAGAAUAUAUCAAACUUGUCAAGAAACAUGGAUUGGAGAUUUCACAACCGGCAAUGGAGGGCAGUUCAUCAACGUGGAAAAUGUCUUGGAGGUUAAAUGAUCGUGAAGUUCAUAAGAAAGUUAUGGAAGAGAAGUCAGGAUUUUGUAAUGAUUCUCAUUUGCCUCCAUGUGCAGCAUUUGUGGAAAUCAUGGCUCCUGUUUUCUCUCGUGAAGCAUGGCGUUGUGUGUGGCACAUGCUUCAGAAUGACUUGGUGCAUGGUUGGGGCCUGGAUUUCACCUUUCGAAGAUGUGUUGCGCCCGCACAUGAGAAGAUCGGAGUGGUUGAUGCUCAGCCAGUUCUUCAUCGAAGAUUUCCUUCAAUUACGAAUGAGGGAAUGCCAGAGAAUGGGAUGCCUGGUUGGCUCAUGAUUCGAACAAGAUCUAUUGUGGAGUGGAAAAUGUUUGAAAAAAGGGUAGCAAAUGCAGAAGAAGCUUAUUACAAGUCAAAUGGGAUUGACCUUUACAACUUCACAGCCCUUAAGAAAGAAACAACAAUCAUUGACGAUUUGGAAAAAGAAGCAAAAUCAAUCAUGAACAAGUAUAUUAAGGAAGGAUCCUAGUCAUGUAUCCCAUUAAUAUAAUCCUACUUAUAUAUAUAAAUAUUCAAAAUAAAAUGCACAUUUUACGUUCUAGGAAAAGUAAGUGAAUGAAUAAUAGAUCAAUAAACAAACAAACAUUGUAAUCCCUGUUGUAGUGAUGUAUUAUUCAAACACAGUUUGAACCUUUAAACUCAUCAUCUUUUGUCAACAGCAGAUUUCUAUGGUACCUCUUCAAUUUUGGAGUGUACCAUACAUUUGCCUUUCUCACCCAA